ACAAGGGGCUAUAUAUUUUCCCCUUAUGCACUCUCAUCGUCAUUCCUAUCUCCAAUCUCUUAAUCUAGAUAACCUCUUACAAUGGCAGGAGAAAGUGCGAGUAAGAACAUUUUUAUACCUGCAAGAGACCUCACAAUAGCUUGGAUUGAUGAUCCUCAAUACUGGAAAUGGACAUCUAUAGAGAUCGACGGUAAGAAAGUUGAAGUGGCUGAACUUAUAAGGGUAUAUUGGCUAAAUAUUGGUGGGAGUAUCAACGUACAGAAGCUAUCACCUGGCAUUACAUAUGAAAUAGUGUUUGAUGUAUUGCUAAAGGAAUCUGCAUACGAUUGGAAAAAUCCUGUUAACCUCGAACUCAAACAGCCAGAUGGAUUAACAAUUGUGACCCAUGAAUCUCUAGAGAAUCAGACAAGAGAUACAUGGUUUCAGAUCAAGGUCGGCGAAUUCAAGGUCGACGAUGUUGGGGGGAAGUUGGCGUUUACCUUGUAUGAACAUGGACAAUAUUGGAAGUCGGGGUUGGUUGUUAGAGGUGCUGAAAUUUCUACCAAAGAUACCAGUUUCGGUAUACUCUAUUUAAUAAUUUCUUUGGAAUGUUAUAGUUGAUAUUAGAAGAAUUUA
This is a messenger RNA of Benincasa hispida (wax gourd), 615 nucleotides long. NCBI's taxonomy places the organism in Eukaryota, Viridiplantae, Streptophyta, Magnoliopsida, Cucurbitales, Cucurbitaceae. The record is from RefSeq and is a predicted model, not a curated record.